AUGGCUGACAGCGACAAGGCGCUCCUAAAGGCGGCACACGAUGGCGAUGAGAUCAAGGUGCGGCGCCUCCUUGAUGCCGGUGCAAAUAUUGAGGCGCGAAACGAAGACAGCCAGACGGCGCUGCUGGUGGCAGCUAUGCGGGGUUAUCGAGCGGUCGUCCUCCGGCUCUUGCUCCAAGACGCCAACAUCGAUGCCGCAGACAAUAGCGGAAACACGGCGCUGAUGCUGGCGACAGGAUCGCGACACGCAGACGUGGUGCAGCUCCUGCUGAGAAACGACGCCGCUGUGUCCCCGAUGGACUCGGCCGGCCAUACGGCGCUCCACAUUGCGGCCUGGUUAGGGAAUGUCGAUAUUGUUUCGAUGCUGCUCAAGUCUGGUGCCGACACUCACGCCCAGGCAGCAGGCCUCGAGGGAAAUACACCGGACAUGCUGGCGCAGAGCAGCGGCUAUCCCGAGCUGGCUAGGCUCCUGAUGACGGAGGCUCUAAGAGACCCGGGUGCGGUGGCGAGAAGGGAGGUAAAAGCCCAGAGGGCUGCACGGGAUGCUUCCGAGAAGCAGCACCUCGACACUUUGAGCAAAAUCGGCAAUCUGGUCUCGGACUUACAGCACCGUCACCACUACGGCGAUGCGAAGGAGCUGAGCCGGAUCGUCUCGGCCGGGUUGGGGGCAGCGCUGGGAGAGACGCAUCUUGACGCUCUUGCCAGUACCGAAGUUUUUGCAUCAUUAUUACGAUUACAGAGCAAUGGAGAAGAGGAUUAUAAAGAGGCCAUGAAGCUGUUCACACGGGUAUACGACGGACGAAAAAAAAUUCUAGGAUAUAAUGACCUCUUGACGCUGAAGAGUCUUGGAAAUCUGGCACUCGUCGAGCAGGAUCUGAAAAUGUAUAAGGAGGCAGAAACAAAAUAUCGAGAGGCACUGAAAGGGAUGGAAAACACAUUAGGAAUAGACCACCCAGACGCCUUGACAGUUGCUAACAAUCUGGCCGAGCUGCUGUGCCUCCAGGGCGAGUACGGGGCGGCCGAGACGAUGAGCCGACGGGCACUGGACGGCAGAGAGAAGAUGUUUGGUCGAGACGAUCAGCGCACAAUGGAGAGCGUCAAAAUCUGGAUGCAGGUAAUGUGCGGGAUGUCCAGGUUCGAGGAGGCCGCGGAGGCUGGACAGCGCGUGUUGCAGUGGAGCGAGAGGACGCUCGGGGAGACCCAUCCGGACACGCUCGCCAACAUGGACAACCUGGCGUUGGCGCUCAGCAGCCUGGGGAGGUUGGUGGAUGCUGAACAGCUCUACCUGCGGGUGCUGGAUGUGAGACAGACGGUAUUAGGAACAGACCACCCAGAGACGCUCGCGAGUGCUAGCCGUCUGAAAUCGGUACAGCCGCCCCCCCAAGAGCAUGCAUAUUCGGCUUCCAGUGUCAAAUGGGAACGACGGAUCCGCCGCUACUUUCACAGGCGUCACACGCCUAGCAGAUAG
Grosmannia clavigera kw1407 is the source of this 1467-nucleotide messenger RNA. RefSeq names its product tpr domain containing protein. Lineage: Eukaryota; Fungi; Ascomycota; Sordariomycetes; Ophiostomatales; Ophiostomataceae. Gene Ontology annotation, molecular function: protein binding. Bases 1 to 1467 code for a protein of 488 amino acids. The transcript has a single exon. The record is from RefSeq and is a predicted model, not a curated record.